GUUAGUUUCACGCGAAAUUUCGCACAAGUCGGACGGAUUAAUUUUCGCGCUCUGAAAGUGGGUCACUAAAGUGGGAAAAAAAUGAAGAGUUUAGUGAUUGUUGCAAUUUUGCUGGUCAUUGGCCACAAUUUGUGCGAAGGCAAGAUUCAUGUGACGGUUUACUAUGAAUCCCUGUGCCCGGAUAGCAUCAGAUUCAUCUCCAAUCAACUCUACCCGAAUCUACAAGAUCCAGGACUCAAGGACUUUAUUGAUGUUCUCUUUGUGCCCUUCGGGAAGUCCAGUUCCAGCAGCAAUGGAGACACAGUGGAGUUUGUGUGCCAACAUGGCCCACGGGAAUGCGAGGGCAAUAGACUGCAAUCCUGUGUCCUCCACCAGAUACCAGAUCGCCCGGCUGAUCAACUCAACUUUGUGGCGUGCCAAAUGAACUUCCAGGCCGAGGGAACCGGACGAGUCUGUGCCAUUUCAUCCAAUGUGGACUGGCAGAGUGUCCAAUCAUGCUAUGGAAGCUCCCUGGGGACUGAAUUACAGCUCACGGCUGAACAGUUGACGAAUAAUGUACUUCCACAGACCAACUUUGUGCCCACCAUUGUUUUCAAUCACGCAUUUGAUAAAACUCUUCACCAGAGAGCACUCUCCGAAUUCAGGACUGUUGCCUGUGAAUUGCUCAAGUAUGAACCACAAGCGUGCCAUUGAGGAAUGAAUUUUAUAUAAUUUUAAUAAAAAGUAUUAAUUUGAAAACCGCCAAAAAA
This is a messenger RNA of Lutzomyia longipalpis, 749 nucleotides long. Its product is annotated as GILT-like protein 1. The record is from RefSeq and is a predicted model, not a curated record. The coding region runs from base 82 to 693 and encodes 203 amino acids. NCBI's taxonomy places the organism in Eukaryota, Metazoa, Arthropoda, Insecta, Diptera, Psychodidae. Gene Ontology annotation, molecular function: oxidoreductase activity, acting on a sulfur group of donors, disulfide as acceptor. The transcript is spliced from 5 exons.